Molecule: messenger RNA, 1170 nt
Organism: Arachis stenosperma
Lineage: Eukaryota; Viridiplantae; Streptophyta; Magnoliopsida; Fabales; Fabaceae
Exons: 3
Coding region: 267-992 (241 amino acids)
Source: RefSeq, a predicted model, not a curated record
AAUUAACUGAUGAAUUGAGAAGAGGCAUAAGAGGUUGAGGACGUGGUUGUUGUAUGAUGAGUCAUGAGUCUAGCUUUAUUUAUUAAUUAAGAAAAAAAAUUGGCAUGUGUGAUGAGUGUGAAUGCUAAUUCGUAUUAAAAUCCACACACAUAUGACAUUAUAUUGGGAAUCUUGGGGCUUCAUCAAGCUUCAAGUAACCUUUGCUCCAAGCAAUUCUUCUUCCUUCAUACAAAUCCAUCUCUUGCAAGACACAAUUCAAUUCAAGAAUGGCAGUUACACAUGCUGAUCUCGAACCAAACACAGGGAACACAUGUUUGAUGAGCAGCAAAACUGGUGUGUUCCUCGUACUUCUCACAAUCCUAUUGGGACUCUCCUCCUUCACUCUCUGCCUCAUAGCAGAAGCCACACGUUCUCAGGUGACAUGGAUGAACACAAGAAAAACAGAAUGUGUAUACAGAAGUAGCGGGAAAACGCCAUUGGUAUGUGCUGCUUGUGCUUUUGUUGUGCUAGCAAUCGCCAUGGUUAUGGAACAUACUUAUCUCUUAAUCACAGUUAGUAAAUCAUCGCCAACCUUACUCCACUUGGAUCCUGAAUCCCCUUCUGCCAACUCCUUAGCCUCCCAUGCUGGAUUUUUCUUCAUCGCUACCUGGAUAUGUUUUGCGAUUGGGGAGAUUCUGCUGCUAGCAGGAGUGAGUGUAGAAUCAGGGCAUCUGAAGAAUUGGUCAAAGCCAAGACACACAUGCCACGUCAUCAGAAGAGGAUUGUUCUCUUGUGCUGCUGUCUUUGCUUUGACCACAGUUUCCUUAGCUUCUGCCUUAUACCUCAUAGCAGUUCGUGCCCAAAGGUUGUCACGCCAACUAGAACAACAUUCUAGAACCCAAGUUCUUCACACAUCUGAAGCCAUUGUAGUAUUCCAUGACCAUGCCAAUGCUUCUCCUUCUCCACCUCAACCAACGAAAGACACUACAAUAUUUUCCGUUUACAAAUUAUAGUAAAAUUUGAGGUAGGUUUCACAGAGUGAUUUAUAGAGAGAGAAAAAAAUGAGAGGAAAUAUGGGAUAACAUGAUGAGUUUUGAUCAAAAUGCUAACUAUGUAAACAUCAUUAUUAUAGCUGCUGAUAUAUUGAGAAAGUCUUGAAUCUUCUACAGAAGAAAGAAAAAAAAAAAUCUU